Molecule: messenger RNA, 1726 nt
Organism: Vavraia culicis subsp. floridensis
Lineage: Eukaryota; Fungi; Microsporidia; Pleistophoridae
Exons: 1
Coding region: 1336-1662 (108 amino acids)
Source: RefSeq, a predicted model, not a curated record
GUUGAACGGUGCGCAGUUUCUAUUUGUUCCCUGCGAUGCAUCGGAUGAAUACCGUCAUCAAGGCUGAUGAAACACGUUUCGUGAGUGCUGAACGGUCUUGCACAAAAUUUUUUAUUUUUUAGAUCCGUUACGGUUCAUCAGCAAAUCUUUAUAUCAGCGGUAGUUCUGGUGCGGUACCUACAAAAAUUUAAUUUUUGUUGGUUCGUUGCGGAUGAUCUGUUUGGGCGUUAACGUGCCGAUAGCAUGAGAGCUGCGUGUUGAGUGGACGAGAUGUACCGGUACGGUAGCAGAUGAGUGACCGUUCGGCAGGUGAUAAACCGUUUCUGCGUUUUGCCAUGAAAAGAUGAAUUGAGAGGAAAGCGCGAGGUAAAAGGAUCAACAACGGACAUGUGUGGUAUUUCUGAUGAAUUGAUUUUGAUGGCAGUCCUACGAGGAGCGGAGUGGUAACGAAUUAAAGGGCAGUAGAGCAACAGGACCUGUCGUAAAGCACGUUUUUGCUCACACUCAGCACAAACAACGGAUCGUUCGUAGUUCCAACGUGCACAUCUACCAGCAAUGGUGUUCAUACACCACGAAGAGCCCUAUGAGGUGCAAACCGCUAAUCAUUGUUCCAAACGCUGCAAUAAAAAAAAAAGAAAAUUGCGAUUACUGGUCAGGGAGAUGGUACGGAAACACAAAUGCUCCGGAGAACGAAUCCGUUGUGAACGCUGCCACGCCAACGUAAUGUAGCAGCCUUGUUAGCAAGAACGAAUGCGUCUUCAAACAUGACAAGUUCAUUCCCAGUUGUGUAAAUGAUUAGUACCACGGCAUAGCGCUUAAAUAUCGUACGGUAUGGUCCAACAAAAUAAUCAAACAGCGGCCGUGGCUGUUUGAAAUGAGCACAUCGUUCAGUUGCUGUGAAGUAGAAAGGAGAACACCUCGAAUUGAAAGCAUUUCUAAUUAUAUUUGCUCCUGUACCGGCAUACUGCUGUUGUGUAGAUUAAGCAUUGAUUACUUGUACUUCGCGUUCUUGACGGGCACCUUUUCGGCAUUGCACUGCUGACUGUCCCAUGUUGCGUGUUUUUACGUUUCUAUCACAAGAAUUAGGGGCAGUAGCUGCGCCGGUCACCGCAGACCAAGUACAUGCGCUUACCGGUUGGUGUGGUAACAAACAUAUUUGUGGCGGGAAAGCGGUUACAGAACGAUAGAAGAGUACGGCGGGCAACAAAAUUAUAAUGCGCUUACGGCAUGUUUGCUCGUUUUACUUCCAAAAAUAGCGUGUCAAGCGUAUCAAUAGCAAAUAUUGCCGAGAACGGAAGAAAGAAAGUAUAAAUAGCUUAGAAAAACAGACCGUGUAUGAGCACACGAAACAAUGAGACAGGACUUGAAGCGGAAGGUACCACGAUGCAACCAAAUGCUUCGGUACCGUACAACAGAACGUGCCUUUCAACCGAUAGCACUUUAAAUUAUUUACAGCAGAACGUUGACGGAGUGAUUGCCAUUUUACUUUUUGUCAGUCUUGCCGUUAUACUGGUGUUUGUGCUUUUCUCAGCUGUGAAGUGCGUGGAUGAUAAGAGAAAAGAGAUUAGGGCUGCUAUAUCGAUGCACAUGCGAGAACGUUCUGAUGAAAUUGGCGAUUCUCGCAUUGUUCGACCUGAUAAUACCGAUCAAACUAGUGUUUGAUCAGAGAUGUGUGAAGGGAAUGCGUACCGCGCAUGUUUGACGUAAAUAAAGGGAUGUUUGAGAA